Alternaria rosae is the source of this 1149-nucleotide messenger RNA. RefSeq names its product PLC-like phosphodiesterase. The transcript is spliced from 2 exons. Lineage: Eukaryota; Fungi; Ascomycota; Dothideomycetes; Pleosporales; Pleosporaceae. Gene Ontology annotation, biological process: lipid metabolic process. The record is from RefSeq and is a predicted model, not a curated record. Gene Ontology annotation, molecular function: glycerophosphodiester phosphodiesterase activity. The coding region runs from base 1 to 1149 and encodes 382 amino acids.
AUGACCGACAGUCCACUGAAGCGGAAACUGCAGUCGUGUGAAAACACUCCGGUUUCAAUCUCUCCAUUCACGAUUGGUCACCGCGGUGGAGGUACACUCCAAUUCCCAGAAGAAUCCAUCCGGUCUCAAGAUGCUGGAGCGCGGAUGGGUGCCGGUAUCUUGGAAUGCGAUGUAGCUUUCACAAGCGAUCUGGGGUUAGUGUGCAGACACGAUCUAUGCGACUUGCACCGAACAACGGAUAUCCUACUCAGGCCCGAAUUGGCAGGAAAAUGCACUAUACCAUUUACACCAGCGAAUGCAACGAGUCCCGCGAAUGCAUUAUGCUGUACAUCAGACAUCACAAUCGAUGAAUUCAGCACCCUCUGCAGCAAACAAGACGGCUUCAACGCCUCAGCCACAACCCCAUUGACCUACCAAGCUGGUACCCCCCUCUGGCGCACAGAACUCUAUGACACGUGCGCCCGCACCCUCACCCUAAACCAAUACAUCGACCUCGUAGACUCCUACCCGGGCUACCGCAACUUCACUCCAGAGUUAAAAACGCCACCCGCUGUCGUCCCCAUGCCUUUCCAGGGAAACUACACACAGCAGCAAUACGCCUCCGACAUGAUCUCUGCAUUCCGCGAGAAGGGUAUCCAUGCGGAUCGCGUGUGGCCGCAAUCUUUCCUAUUCGAUGAUGUCGUGUAUUGGAUACAAAACGACAAAGACUUUGGCGCUCAGGCCGUUUACCUACAAGAAUUCGAUACGCCCGCCGACCUCGCAGCCGGUUUCGCAAAUCUAUCCGACGCCCGCGCUGCGGGCGUGAAUAUCAUCGCGCCAUCGCUGCCCAUGCUACUAUCCGUCGGUGGCGCAAAUAACAACACCGUCGUCGAAAGCGAUUACUCGAAAGCGAUCAAAGCGAAUGGCAUGGAUAUUAUUGCCUGGACGUUUGAAAGGAGUGGGCCGUUGGCGAAUGUGAAGAGGGAUGCGGAGUAUUAUUUUGCGAGUAUUGCGGAUGUGGUCGACCAUGAUGGACAGUAUUAUGAGGUGCUGGAUGUGCUGGUUAGGGAGGUGGGGGUCAAGGGCUUGUUUACGGAUUGGGCGGGGACGGUGAGUUAUUUCGCGAGUUGUUUUGGGUUGGAGGGACCUGUGGGUGGGAGUUAUAGUUGA